Messenger RNA from Oncorhynchus mykiss (rainbow trout), 854 nucleotides. It is a transcript of the gene atp6v0e2, whose product is annotated as ATPase H+ transporting V0 subunit e2. Lineage: Eukaryota; Metazoa; Chordata; Actinopteri; Salmoniformes; Salmonidae. Gene Ontology annotation, cellular component: proton-transporting V-type ATPase, V0 domain. The record is from RefSeq and is a predicted model, not a curated record. Gene Ontology annotation, biological process: proton transmembrane transport. Gene Ontology annotation, molecular function: proton-transporting ATPase activity, rotational mechanism.
AAAACUGCAAGGGGGUUCUUGAUAAGGAACGCAGCGGACCCGUUGAUGCUGUUGUUCUAGCUAAGGACACAAUUUGAUAUUUAUUUAUCUUUCAGCCGGUGAUCUAUUCGGUGUAACGAUGGGCUCUUUCGCGCUGCCGAUGAUCUGUUUCACCACGUUAUGGGCGCUCGUUGGUAUUGUAGCACCCUUUUUCGUGCCCAAAGGACCAAACCGAGGGGUUGUCAUCACUAGUUUGAUCUUGACAGCUGUUUGUUGUUGGUUAUUCUGGCUGAUAGCCAUCCUAGCCCAGGCCAACCCUCUGUUUGGACCUCAGCUGAAGAACGAGACUAUCUGGUACCUCCGCUAUUUCUGGGAGUAACACCAGGGUUGGGUUCACUUUGAUGCUCCGUUGACCACAUAUCUUCAUUCCCUUCAUCCAUCCUGGACUGGAUUGUUUUACAACUUGACUCCUGAACCCGUCUAUACCCUCCUCUUUACAUCCCCGGCUACAUUCCUCUAUCCCUCCAUCCCAAUGUCUUUGUUACGUCACUGCAACGUUGUCAGAAUGUUUUGCAUUGCCAUCUGAACCUGCAGCAGUCAAGUCAGAUAGGAGAGAAUCUGCACUGUCCAAUUUACAGUAGCUAGAAUACCAUGCUAUUGUUUGAGGAGAGUGCACUGUUAGGAACUUGAAAAGUUAUGAAUAAACCAAUUAGGCACAUUUGGCCAGUCUUGGUACAAAAUGUUGAACAGAAUGCAAUGGUUCAUUGGAUCAGUCUAAAGCUUUGCACAUACACUGCUGCCAUCUAGUGGCCAAUAUCUAAAUUGUGCCUGGGCUGGAAUGAUACGUUAUGGCCUUUCUCUUGCAUUUCAAAGAU